This is a messenger RNA of Schizosaccharomyces cryophilus OY26, 1118 nucleotides long. RefSeq names its product dynein light chain Dlc2. Gene Ontology annotation, cellular component: cytoplasmic dynein complex. NCBI's taxonomy places the organism in Eukaryota, Fungi, Ascomycota, Schizosaccharomycetes, Schizosaccharomycetales, Schizosaccharomycetaceae. The coding region runs from base 88 to 537 and encodes 149 amino acids. The transcript is spliced from 5 exons. Gene Ontology annotation, biological process: microtubule-based process; cilium assembly. Gene Ontology annotation, molecular function: dynein light intermediate chain binding; dynein intermediate chain binding. The record is from RefSeq and is a predicted model, not a curated record.
AGACCUCAGAAUGGUAGUAAGGAGUUACUGACUUCUUACGAAUUUCUUUUCUGGCCUAGCAAAAGAGAGGAAAUCGAAGGAAAUUGAAUGAAAAUAAAAGAAUCUAGUAAAGAUAUUAAGUCAGAAACCCCAACUUGGUAUGACGGGUCUCUUGUGAAUAUGCUAACGAACAUCUACUACCUUAAACAUACUUCAGGUCAAAAAACAAAAAUGCAAUUGAAUACUUCGAGAGACGUUAACCCAGCAUCAGUAGAGCGUCUCAAAAGUGACGCUAAAUUAAUGGUAGUCAUUAAAGCUGUGGACAUGGAGGAAGAAAUGCAACAAGAUGCAGUACAUACAGCUGUGCAAGCGAUGGAGAAAUUUACUGUUGAAAAGGACGUUGCUGCGUUUGUAAAAAGAGAGUUCGACAAAAAGUACUCUCCUACUUGGCAUUGUAUCGUUGGUCGAAACUUUGGUUCCUAUGUGACACAUGAAUCCCAUAGAUUUAUAUAUUUUUAUUUGGGAACGAUUGCGUUUCUGCUAUUUAAGUCUGGUUGAACAAAAAGAGUUUCGUCGUGGGUCGGCAUUAUGGGUCCUUAUUUAUUUUAAUUUGGAUAGUUUCUACUGUAUUCUAUGCAAUCUGAAAUUCCUAGAAAAAAAAGUAUUUCUCUACUAUGAGUGUUUUCACUUAUUUAAUUUCUAGAAAGAAACCUUAUCCAUAUGUUUCUAGUGCUACUUAUGCCGCCGAAUUUACCAAUUGUUUGGGAAUUGAAGGGUUUCGUAAUGGAAUAGGUAUCUGCUGCUGAAUGUCAGGACCAAGUUGUCUAUUUGGCAAAAUCUCUGCAUUUGUCUUAAUCUUAUUCAGGCUGUUGAUACUGGUUAUAAGAUUCCUAAGCAACAGGAGAUUGCAAAAUUCUUCCAUUGGUUUGCUCGCUGGAUAUCUUGCAGGAAGUGAAACUUUUGUGAGAGAAUCGUUAAAAACUUCCAAAUCUAUUACUUUGAUGUCUGCCUAUCAGUGGAUUCGUUUUGUAAAUAAAAAAAAAAGAAUUUGAAAAGGCUCUUAUUUUAUUCGUUUGUGAAAACCUCACAUAAUUGUAACUCAUGUUUUAAAACUGCAAUAGAAAGGUCCGAUACUGUCC